Knipowitschia caucasica is the source of this 3957-nucleotide messenger RNA. Lineage: Eukaryota; Metazoa; Chordata; Actinopteri; Gobiiformes; Gobiidae. The record is from the annotation of a GenBank genome assembly.
AUGAAAGCCCUUCCAGAGUCCAGCUCAGAGCAGCGUUUGGACAAAUGCUCUCGCUGCGUCGUCGUUGGAAACGGGGGAAUCCUCCGAGGCCUCGAGCUCGGGCCGUUCAUCGACCAGUUCGACACAGUCAUCAGGCUGAACAGCGGCCCUCUGGGGGAGUUUGUGGGCGACGUGGGGAACAGGACCAGUCUGAGGAUGGCAUACCCAGAGAGCACCCCUCUGCUCUGGGCCGACCCUGACCCUGGAGCUCUGUUCGUGGCUGUGGUCUACAAAGCUGUGGACUUGGACUGGGUCUCUGCCAUGGUCCGCAAGACCGCUGUGCCUCUUUGGGACCGUCUGUUCUUUUGGCAGAAGGUCCCGGCUCAGGUCCCGAUCGAGUCCGGUCGGUUCAGACUCUUGAACCCUGAAGUGAUCCGCGAGACCGCCCUGGACCUGCUCAAGUACCCGCCCCCCAGACCUCGGCUCUGGGGCUGGGACCCGAUGGAGGACAAAUCAUCCGUGCCGAAGUUUGAUUGCUACAAGGAGCCAGCUACGCUAGGUCCUCGCUGGACCAGGUGGCUAACGGCGUUUGAACUGUUUGCUGACGGGAAAGGUUUAAUCUUGGACGCAAGGGUCACCGACAACACAAAGAUUCGGAGACGUGCUUUACUCCUACACGCCGGGACGGAUGUGCAGGAUAUUUUUUCCACUUUGGACGACACUGGAGGUUCGUCGGACUAUGACAAGGCUGUGAAGGCGCUAAACGACUACUUCGUACCAAAGGUGAACAAUGCAUUUGCGCGCCAAACUUUCUACCAACUGUCACAGAAUGCAGGGGAGACUGUACAGCAGUUCGUAACCCGUUUACGCCGGACGGCAAAAGACUGUGCAUUUGGGGGCGACUUGUCUAACCAGCUCAGGGAUGCUGUGCUAAGUAAAUGCUCGUCGGAGUAUGUGCGGAGGAAACUGCUCGAGGAGGGCUCGGAGUUAGUCCUCGACAAAGCACUAGAGAUCGCGGCACAGUGUGAGAGGGUGGAGGAACAGAUGGCGGCAAUGCGAGUGAACGACACAGACAUCAAAGGCGCCGAGGCGGUGAACCAAAUCUCGAAGGGGAGAGGAGAGCGGGGCAAAUUCCGAAAACGCGAGGGAGAGGAGAAAGGCAAAGUCUGCUUCAGGUGUGGACAUGGCGACCACUUCGCGAAAGACCAGAAAUGCCCAGCUCGCGGACAAACCUGCAGACAGUGCAACGGCAAGGACCACUACGCCAAGAUGUGCAAGUCAAAAGGCAAAAGAGCGACACAAGCAGAGUUCACAGUGAUCGCAGGUCAGGGUGUACCGCUACUUGGCAGGCAGACAGCUACAGAGCUAGGAGUGCUAAGGGUGGGUGUAGAUGUUGCAGCAGUCACCGAUGUUAAGACAGAGGUGCAAGGAAAAUACCCAAAGUUAUUCACAGGGGUGGGUAAGCUUAACACUAAGCAAGUUAGACUGCACAUCGACGGCAACGUGGAGCCCGUAGCACAGCCGCUGAGACGGGUACCAUUCCACCUGCGGGAGGCGGUCGAUAGGAAGAUCGAGGAGCUGCUACGAAUGGACAUCAUCGAGAAAGUGGAGGGACCAACGCCAUGGGUGAACCCUGUCGUAGUGGUGCCGAAGGCAAAGGACAAAGACAUUCGCUUAUGCCUGGACAUGAGAAUGGCAAACAGGGCAAUCAUCCGGGGCAGAUACCCGAUCCCGACCGUUGAUGAACUGUUGCAUGACAUGAACGGGUCAGCUGUGUUCAGUAAGCUCGACCUGCGGUGGGGCUACCACCAGCUGGAGCUCACUGAGGAGUCAAGGGCGAUCACAACAUUCGCCGUACACAGCGGAACAUACCGCUACAAGAGACUCAUAUUCGGGGUCUCGUCUGCGAGUGAGCAGUAUCAGCACGAGGUGACAUCGGCGCUGACAGGCAUCGAGGGAGUGGCCAACAUCUCCGAUGACAUCAUCGUCCAUGCACCUGACCACGACACGCAUCGCCAGCGACUACAUGCAGUGCUGGAGAGGCUGGAGAAGUGCGGCUUAACCCUGAACGGUGAGAAGUGUCAAUUUGAGAUGGACAAAUUAGUGUUCAUGGGCAUCUUACUGACUGAAAAGGGAGUAGGGCCUACCAGUGAGCGAGUCAGAGCCCUGGAGGAGGCACGUGAGCCAGAGAACGCAUCAGAGGUACGCAGCUUUCUGGGUCUAGCUGGGUACAGCAGCCGUUUCAUACCCCAGUUUGCGACCAUCUCAGAGCCGCUGCGGAGGCUGACAAAGAAAGAGGUACCGUUCGUCUUCGGGCCAGAGCAACAGGUGGCGUUCGAGACACUGAAACUGAAAUUGGCAGAGGCGGGAACGCUGGCAUACUUUCACAAAGAUGCCCCCACCAAAGUGAUAGCUGACGCAGGCCCGGUGGGCAUAGGGGCAGUUCUAAUCCAAGAGCAACAGGGUGCUAUGGUGCCUAUAUGUUAUGUAAGCAGGAGCCUGACAGACUGUGAAACGAGAUACUCGCAGACGGAGAAAGAGGCCCUGGCACUGGUGUGGGCAUGCGAGCGUCUACACCCAUACAUAUACGGCAAGAGGUUCGACUUAGUGACUGAUCACAAAGCCCUACAGGUGAUCUACAGCCCCAAGUCCAAGCCAUGCGCUAGGAUCGAGCGCUGGGUGCUCCGCCUGCAGCCAUACGACUUUCGAGUUGUGCACAUCGCGGGAAAGUUCAACAUAGCAGAUCCCCUGUCACGUCUACUGGGGAAAAGCGCUAAGAGCACGCCACAUCAUCAUGGAGCAGAAGAAUACGUGCGCUUCGUGGCGGUGCAGGCUACACCGCGGGCACUUACCACAAGGGAGGUGGAGAGAGCAUCCGCGGAGGACAAAGAACUGGAUGAGGUGAGAAAAGCGAUCAAGACAGGCCGUUUUGAAAAGUGCUCAGCUUAUGGCCGCAUAGCGAAUGAACUGUGUACUAUUGGACAAUUAGUGCUGAGGGGGACACGGAUUGUGCUUCCACAGUCACUGCGCAGCAGAGCUUUAAUCUUAGCUAACGAGGGACACUUAGGCAUGGUAGGGAUGAAGCAGCAUCUGAGGGGGAAAGUGUGGUGGCCGGGGAUGUAUAAGGCAACAGAAAAAUAUGUGAAGGCCUGUGAUGGAUGCAAACUAGAGGCACGUCCUGAUGUACCCGAGCCAUUGCGGCCCACUGCUCUCCCUGACGGGCCUUGGCAAGACCUUGCCACAGACUUAUUAGGUCCCUUACCUACAGGACAUUCAAUCCUGGUAGUAGUAGACUACUACAGUCGGUACUAUGAGUACGAGAUUAUGCGUUCCACUACAGCAGAGAAAGUGAUUGACAGUCUGGAGAACAUCUUCAGUCGCCAUGGUCUACCAGUCUCCAUCCGAUCUGACUGUGGGCCCCAGUUUCUGUCAACACAGUUCCAGGACUUCUGCAAGGAGAACGGCAUACAACACGUCAAGACGACACCGAAAUGGGCACAGGCGAAUGGAGAGGUCGAGAGGCAGAAUGCCUCCAUCAUGAAAAGAAUUCGCAUCGCGCACGCAGAGGGGCUGGACUGGCAGAAGGAGCUACGAAAGUACGUCACCGUCUACAGGUCGAUCGAGCACUCAACCACGGGCAGGAGCCCUGCUGAACUCCUGUUCAACCGGAAGCUCCGGGGAAAGCUGCCAGACAUCAGCACGCCGAGAAUCGACAUCGAGGCACGGGACACCGAUGCUGAGAACAAGGGCAAGUAUGCAGAGUAUGCAGACCAGCGGCGCGGCGCGAAACCAUCACCGGUGCAGGUGGGAGAUGAAGUUCUGUUGAAACAGGACAAGGUGAAGGCGAUCCACGUCCACACGGAGCAGUUCUCGGUGGAAAACAGGCUCCUGACUCCGACCAUGAAGGCCAAGAGGAACGAGCUGCGCGGACACUUCAGGGACCACAUCGACUCCCUCUACGCGCAGAUGAGACCGUAA